This is a messenger RNA of Lachancea thermotolerans CBS 6340, 1629 nucleotides long. It is a transcript of the gene MDM34, whose product is annotated as ERMES complex subunit MDM34. The transcript has a single exon. Lineage: Eukaryota; Fungi; Ascomycota; Saccharomycetes; Saccharomycetales; Saccharomycetaceae. Gene Ontology annotation, biological process: mitochondrion organization; phospholipid transport. Gene Ontology annotation, cellular component: ERMES complex. The record is from RefSeq and is a predicted model, not a curated record. The coding region runs from base 1 to 1629 and encodes 542 amino acids. Gene Ontology annotation, molecular function: lipid binding.
AUGUCUUUUAGGUUCAAUAAGGGAGCUUUCGAGGAUAACUCGUUCAACGAGCAAAUCCGAGAAGCGUUGACUAGUGCGCUCAACUCAAAAACUCAAAGCUCCUCGCAAACCGCACCUGCCAACACAACUAAUUCAGCCGCCACUGAUGAGGUCAAGCAGGAAACCAGGGGCCCGAAGCGAUUGGACAUUCUCAAGAGCGGGAUCAGCGUCAGCAAAGUGAACUUCCCAUCAACCCCUCAACUUGAGAUUUUGGAUUUGGACGUUUCAGCGCAAUCCAGGUCUUUGUUGAAGGGCAUCUGCAAAGUCUCGUGUAAGAACGCGAUGCUAGAGAUCAAUACAGAGAUAGAGGCCAACUUGCUUUUGCUUUACACAAACGACGGGCCGUCUUUCACCACUCCCCGCCUGAUCUCCAAUGAUUCAUUCACGGUUCCAAUCACGAUGACUUUCAACCAGAUCGAACUGGAAGCGAUCACGAACAUUUUUGUCAAAAACAAUAGUGUCGGUAUAUCUUUCAAUGAUGUCAACCUCGACUUUGACUUCGACUGCUCAAUCAAACUGCUGCAAUCAAGCAUUGAGAAAAGACUAAAGGGCUCUAUGGAAACAGUAUUUAAGGAAGUGCUUCCUAGUGUCAUUUUCAGCAUGAGUCAGCGCUGGUUCACUCACGGAGAAUCUACCUGUAACAGCGCUUCUGACGACAAAAGCGCUGGAAGGCAGGUUGAAAAUCAUUCUCACACACCGCGCACAAUCCUUGAGGAUUGCGAUUUAGAGGACUUGUCGCCAGCAAAUAUGCUGCGGCUUUCCACACUGGUAUCUUCGCGGCAGUCACUUUCGUUGAAUCCCACGGCUAUGAAUACGCUGAGCACUAUUCCCGGCUGCCUGGAGAGACAAAACCUGCAUAGAUUCAACUCCAGAAUACCGGCGCUGAGCAACUUCUACCCAGACUUUUACGAGGUCGAAUCUCCGCAUCUUAAAGCGUUCGGUAGAUCUGUAAGCACGAAUGUCAUCAGUAGUGGGAAGCUGGAGCAUCAUAACGCUCUUCCUCAAAGGGUGCUCGACGAGAGGUCAUACGAUUUGAAAACUAUUGCAUCGGUGCAGUCGAGGAUCUUCGAAAGGAGCAGCGGCGACGGCACGGCUAUCAGGAGAAGAAAGAUCAAGAUGGGCAAGAAGUCUAAAUCAAAAAAGGCUCAAUCACAAGACAUCGAGAAUUCAAGCCCAACAGUUGUUAUGCCAUCCUCCCCAAGCCUUGAACCAUCAGCUGUAUCUACACCUGAAGCUCUACACUCGCCGCAGCCCACUACCGCUGUUCAAUCCCCAGAAUUACUGGCAGAAAAUUCCGAGUCUGUAAGCAUUCCUGCGUUGAUUCUACCAACGCAGGCGGAUCAUUACACUUUGCCAGUCAAGACAUCUGCUCCCAAACUAAACCUCCUAGAGGAGGCGCAUUACUUGAAUCGCAAACGCGAGUUCCAAAAACUCCGUACCAGUCUCUACUCCCCAAUAAGAAGUAACAGGUUUAAUUUGAACAAGGAGAUGGAGCGCCCUAUCUUGGAGCACAAAGGCCUCAAUUUUGUGGGGCUUACCCAUGGUUUGAACUGGGGUAGUGAGGACCUCCCCCCGCCUUACAGAGGUUAG